AAAAAAAGAAAAUAAAGAUAAAGAACCCUCAUUUGUCAUUAGUCUCAUUUUGAAUAUUAUCAAUUAUCAUUGAGAUUGAUAUUAUCUUGUUAAUCUGUUGUUAUUGUUCCAGUAGGUCUACGAAUAUUAUUCUUGUAGUUAAUCACAAAGUUUUGUUUACCUCCAAGUUAAUCAUCCUUAAUUGCAUAAGUUUACUUGCUUAACUUAAUUGACUGUUUGAAUACUGAAAUGGGAUACAACUCCAAAUCAGAACUCCGAGGCUCUUGGAUGAGAGGGAGCAUCGGUAUUAUCAUCCUUAUUUUCAGUAUUGGAAUUCUGGUAAAAAAUGAAAUAUCCUCUGUUAUGUGACAAGAAACGUUUGAAAACAUAACAAGAUUGAUUGUAGAUGUUGGCUUCAACAGAUUACCUGAUUCUGGUAAUAAUGGAAAGUUGAUUUACUUGAAAGGUCGCAUUGAAGUCAAUGAACCUCUCACAGAACCCGAGUAUGGAGUCACUAUCGCUGCCGUCAAACUCAAAAGACGAGUUCAGAUGUUCCAGUGGGUUGAAGUGCAGGAAGAAAAAUCUCAGUGGUGGGGCUAUGAUACAGACUCUUACAACCCCAUAGUUUACACUACUGCUUGGCGCGAUCGAUUAGUUGACAGCACAUUAUUCGCUAAACCUUUUGGUCAUGCAAAUCCUAAAACGUUCCCAUUGGAGAGUAGUGUGAGUGUGAGCGAGAUAGUUCAUGUGGGAGGCUACACACUCAGCGACGAGCUUAAAGACCACUUUACUACCUACACACUUCUCACAAGUGAUCAAAGACCUGAGCGAAGAGAUAUCAAAAUGCACUCAGGUCUCUACUAUCAUUCUUUUGAUGUGUGGAACCCAGAGGUCGGAGACACGAGGGUUCAGCUAUCAUAUACGGGAGCAUCUGACAGUAUGAUCACAAUUCUGGCUGAACAAGAUGGCUCCACUCUACGGCCCUUCGUUGCAGCCGGCGAAGAUCUGACAGUAGUUGUGGAAGGUGAACUUCCUCUCUCGGAUAUCCUGGCCAUCAAGUUUCCAUCAUCAGGUGUUUGGUUGAUCCGAAUCUCAGUAUAUUUUGGCAUAUAUUGCGGCUACUCUACUCUCAGCUUCAUCGUAGGUAGACAGAGCCGGCUAUUGCAAGCGUUCGUUCACAACAACAAGGCGUUCCUUUGCCAGAUUCUUUCUGCAGCCACCUUCUUCACUGUCAUGGCGUUUGCCUGGCUGCCAUUCAGACCAGUUCUUGGAUCAGUCAAUCUACUUAUAGCAGCAAUCUUGGUGCUAUAUUUGGUUAUCAAAGGUUAUUCUCUGUACUACUACUUCAACCGUUGACUUCAUAUCCCCUUUAGGUGGUCUGAAAAAUACCAAAUGAUCUGUGCCCAUUAUACCUGACAAAGACAAACGUCAAGAUAAAGGAAUGAAGGUUUUGCAUCCAUGUUACAUCCAUAUGUAAUAUAAUAUAUUACCUAUGGAGCAGGAAGAGGACAUGGUCUACAAGUUGUGCCAUCUAAAUUUGAAAGACGUACUGUGGACAAGACUGAAUGUUGAAAACAUGUUUUGGGACCGAGUUGACAAAUUUGUAACUGACCACCCUAAAUGGAACAACAACUACAGUGUACAUAACUGUGUGUACAUGUAACAUAUUGCCUAUGUGUAACAUUGUGUGAUGUAAAACUUCAUAAAAUUUUAUACAUUGAUUAGGUUUAGAAAUAAAAGCUGUC
Macrosteles quadrilineatus (aster leafhopper) is the source of this 1724-nucleotide messenger RNA. Its product is annotated as transmembrane protein 43 homolog. The coding region runs from base 529 to 1335 and encodes 268 amino acids. The transcript has 8 exons. Gene Ontology annotation, cellular component: nuclear inner membrane. Gene Ontology annotation, biological process: nuclear membrane organization. The record is from RefSeq and is a predicted model, not a curated record. NCBI's taxonomy places the organism in Eukaryota, Metazoa, Arthropoda, Insecta, Hemiptera, Cicadellidae.